This is a messenger RNA of Paramecium octaurelia, 870 nucleotides long. The record is from the annotation of a GenBank genome assembly. Lineage: Eukaryota; Ciliophora; Oligohymenophorea; Peniculida; Parameciidae.
AAUAAAUAAGAAUGUCAAAUCGUCCAGAAGCUGCUUAAUAACCUUAAUAACCAUAAUAAAGAUAAUAAGGUCCAGCUCCUUAAACAAGACUUGCUGGCCCUGUGUAUCCAAAUACUUAUUUACCCCCUAACUAUUAUCGAGCUUCACCAAUUAGACAGUCCUAUGUGGCUCCAGUUGCUCCUAUUUAAUAUGCACCAGUGGCCUAAGUGCCUGUUGCUCCGAUUGCAUCUGUUCCUGUUUAACAAAUCACCCCUGUCCCAGUUCAAACUAUAGGAGUUGCCCCAGUAGCUUAAGUAAAUUUGAAUUAUAUUAUAGCACCAAACCAUAAAAGGUGAAUCCAGAAUUGAAUAUAUUCCCUAUCAAAAAGCCGUUGUUGAAUAUGAGGAAUAAGAAAUUGUGUCUUAUGUUCCAAGAGAAACAAAAGUCACCGAUUAUUACGCUGUCGAAUAUUAAACAGAAUAUAUCCCCUAAGUGUUCUAAGAGAAAUACACAGGUAAUAUUAAAAAUUAUCUUUCAGAGUAUGUGCCAGUGGACAGAUAUCAAGAAAGGGUAGAAUAUUACCCAGUUGAAAGAUAAGUUGUUCAUUAACAGCCAGCAUAAGCUGUGUCAGUUGUCUAAUAACCAGUCAUUUAAUAAUCAGUUUAAUAUGUUCAAUAACCAGUCUAAUAUGUUUAAUAACCAGUCCAAUAUGCUUAGCAACCAUUGAUUGCAUCAAGAGUUGUUCCUUAAUUUGUAUAGCCAUAAUAUGCCGCUCCCCCUGUUGUAAGACCAUCUUAACAAUAAUAAUAAUCCCAUUAACCAUAAUAAGUUCCUUCCCAAUAGCCAAGGUCUUAGACAACCAAACAAUAGGCGUAACAAUAACAAUGAAAU